UCAACGCGAACUCGAAGACGCAAGAGCCAAAAGGAGUACGAGCACGUCUACUCAACUUACUUUCUUUGACUUCGUUGUCGUUUUAACGUCAAAAACAGCCGAAAUGAAAGUUGUGGGACCUACCUGCACACUGAAGAGCAAAGUUGGAGGCGAAGAUGUGGUCCGGUGUCUCUCCGACCAGAGCCUGACCAUCUCCAAAUGCAAGAUUCCGCUCCUGGAUGAGCAGAUGUCCAUGUUUCUGCAGGACAUGAACAGCUGCUACAGCAAACUGAAAGAGCUGGUGCCCACGCUACCGACAAACAAAAAGGCCAGCAAGGUGGAGAUCCUGCAGCACGUUAUCGACUACAUCUGGGACUUGCAGAUUGAGUUGGACGAGCCUGGCAAGAAGAACCAGAACUCCGCUCCCCGCACUCCCCUAACGACUAUGAACUCGGAACUGGCCAGCAUCUCGGUUGAGAAUGGCUGCUCCGAUGACCGAAUCAUGUGCCGUUAAAUGUUGAUGCUUCGGGUUUACUCCACUGACACGGACAGCAUCCCGUGUGCUGAGGUGAUGGACCAGAACCGUCGUGACGCCUUGAACCGUGUUGGGAGAAUCCGUUCUCCCGUUAUAGAGGAACGGCUCCUCAGGAGAGUCACAACAUGGACAUGCAAAGUGAACUGUGACUUGCUCUCUGAUAGACUGAUGUGUGUUAGCCGUGGAAUCCAUGGCGAUUAUUCACUUCAUGUUCAUACACUUGCCUUUCGGUCAAAGUUUCUCCAAUGUUUUCAUAACUUUUCGAAAAUGUUUUACUGUGUUGUAAAGAGUUUUCUCAGAUUACUGAGCGAAAUAAUGUAUUGUAUAUUACAAUGACACGAUGUGAACGCUUUAUUGUGUAUCUUUUUUAUUAUUAAAACGAGAAAAUAAGACAUUUACGACUCUGUCAGUACU
This is a messenger RNA of Xyrauchen texanus (razorback sucker), 928 nucleotides long. It is a transcript of the gene id1, whose product is annotated as inhibitor of DNA binding 1, HLH protein. Gene Ontology annotation, molecular function: transcription regulator activity; protein dimerization activity. NCBI's taxonomy places the organism in Eukaryota, Metazoa, Chordata, Actinopteri, Cypriniformes, Catostomidae. Gene Ontology annotation, biological process: negative regulation of transcription by RNA polymerase II; cell differentiation; circadian regulation of gene expression. The transcript is spliced from 2 exons. The coding region runs from base 104 to 493 and encodes 129 amino acids. Gene Ontology annotation, cellular component: nucleus; cytoplasm. The record is from RefSeq and is a predicted model, not a curated record.